Zootoca vivipara (common lizard) is the source of this 8355-nucleotide messenger RNA. Its product is annotated as cholesterol transporter ABCA5. Gene Ontology annotation, molecular function: ATP binding; ABC-type transporter activity; lipid carrier activity. NCBI's taxonomy places the organism in Eukaryota, Metazoa, Chordata, Lepidosauria, Squamata, Lacertidae. Gene Ontology annotation, cellular component: membrane; late endosome. Gene Ontology annotation, biological process: transmembrane transport; lipid transport. The record is from RefSeq and is a predicted model, not a curated record.
UUGCCUGGCAACGCGGCUGGGAUCUGUCGCAUUCCGACUCGGCGGGAGAAUGCUUGUUUUCUGCCGUUACGUCUAAAGCGGCGCCUCCAGAACGGCGCCUUUUAUUUCCAUUUCUUCCCUUCCCUCGGAGCGGGGAGGAGGAGAGCAACUUGCUGGGCUUGGAAACUUGCUCCUACCGACAGACGACGCUCUUUCCUCCCUCCCUUCUGUCCAAGCCGGGCCGAGCGCGAAGGAGGGCCGCCGGCGGAAGGCAGCGCAGCUCGCCUCCCUCUCGCGCGGCAGAGCCAGGCUACGUGUGAAAAAUGCCUACCGAUGCUCCAAGACAUGUUGGAGUGUGGCGACAAACCAGAGCUCUUUUAUACAAGAACUGCCUAGUUAAAUGGAGAACAAAAAAGAGCAGCGUUCAGGAAGUCCUACUUCCACUUUUCUUUUUGUUUUGGCUAAUAUUAAUGAGCAUGAUGUAUCCAAACAAGAAAUAUGAUGAGGUGCCUGAUUCUGAUCUUUAUUCUGUGGAUCACUCCAGCAUCUCUGAGUUAAUUGUUGGCUACACACCAGCGAAUGAUGAGACAAGAAAAAUCAUGCACAAAAUGUCUGCAGAAUACUUUACAGAAGGAAUAAUUACAGAAGAAUUUCUAAGUGAGGAGGGAAUGCAAGAGGCUAAUUUUCGUAACCCUCGAAAAUUUGUGGGUAUAGUUUUCAAAGAUUCUAUGUCCUACCACCUCAGAUUUCCUCCUGCAAAGGUUCCAGUAUCUGCAAUUUAUAUGGAAUCCAGAGCCAGUUGCCCAAGCCCUUCCAAGAUAUGUGAAGCUGAAACGUACUGGCGCAAUGGAUUCACUGCUCUACAGAUCAGUAUUGAUGCAGCAAUUAUACAGCUGAAGACUAAUCAAUCACUAUUGGAAGACCUGAAACUAACAAACGCAGUCAUGAUGGGAGAGUCCGCCAUUAUGGAAAUAGACAAUUUCCCUCGUGCAAUCAUUUUAAUUUAUUUAGUAAUUGCCUUUUCACCCUUUGGUUAUUAUUUGGCAAUUCAUAUCGUGGCAGAAAAGGAGAAGAAAUUGAAAGAGUUUUUAAUGAUCAUGGGUCUCCACGACACUGCCUUUUGGCUUUCUUGGGUCCUACUGUAUACCAGUCUGAUAUUUGUCAUGUCCCUUCUCAUGUCGGUCAUUGCAACAUUCUCUUCGCUCUUUCCCAAAAGUAGCAGCUUUGUGAUAUUUCUUCUUUUUUUCCUAUAUGGAAUAUCUUCCGUUUUCUUUGCAUUUAUGCUGACUCCUCUCUUCAAAAAAUCAAAAUAUAUUGGUACGGUUGAAUUUCUGACCACCCUGGCUUUUGGUUUUGUGGGCCUGACAGUUGUCCUGCUGGAGGAUUUUCCAAAGUCAUAUGUCUGGUUACUAAGUCCUCUGUGUCAGUGCACAUUUUUGGUUGGUGUUGCACAGGUGAUGCAUCUGGAAGAUUAUGGAGAAGGAAGCAUUUUCUCAAAUUUAAGCCAUGGUCCUUACCCUCUAGUUAUUUCACUUUCACUAUUGGCCCUGGACAGCAUGCUUUAUCUACUCCUAGCACUUUACCUGGAUCAGGUGAUUCCAGGAGAAUAUGGACUGCGGAGAAACUUUUUUUUCUUCCUGAAACCAUCGUUUUGGUUAAAGCGAACCAGAAAUUAUAAAGAAUUGUAUGAGAGCAGCAUUAACAGGGCCUUGGAUUUCAAUGAGAUAAUUGAACCGGUAUCCUCUGAAUUUCAGGGGAAAGAAGCUAUCAGAAUCAACUGUGUACAGAAAACAUUUGUUAAGAAAGGUGAAACUGUCGAGGCUCUAAAAAGUUUAUCCUUUGACAUAUAUGAGGGUCAAAUAACAGCGUUACUUGGACAUAGUGGAACAGGAAAAACAACCUUAAUGCACAUUCUUUGUGGAUUGUGUCCACCUUCUGAUGGUUUUGCAUCAAUCUAUGGAUAUAGAGUUUCUGAAAUAGAUGAAAUGUUAGAAGCAAGAAGAAUAACUGGAGUUUGCCAGCAGUUAGAUAUAUUUUUUGAUGUAUUAACAGUGCAAGAAAAUUUGUCAAUAGUUUCCUCAAUUAAGGGGAUACCUCCCAAUGAUAUGAUACAAGAGGUCCAGAGAGUUUUACUAGAUUUGGAUAUGCAGCCCAUUAAAGAUAACCAAGCAAAAAAGUUAAGUGGAGGACAGAAAAGGAAGCUGUCAAUUGGAAUUGCGAUUCUUGGAGAUCCAAAGGUAUUACUCUUAGAUGAACCAACUGCUGGCAUGGAUCCGUUCUCACGGCAUACGGUUUGGAACCUAUUGAAAAAUGGAAAAGCCAAUCGUGUGACGGUGUUCAGCACCCAUUUCAUGGAUGAAGCAGACAUUCUUGCUGAUCGGAAAGCUGUGAUUUCUCAAGGAAUGCUGAAAUGCCUUGGCUCCUCUCUAUUCCUUAAAACAAAAUGGGGGAUUGGCUACCGCUUGAGUAUGCACAUAGACAGGUACUGUAACACAGAAGGUACAGCAUCUUUGAUCAGACAACAUAUCCCUGGAGCCAGUUUGUUAAAGCAGACUGAAGAGCAGCUUGUGUACGCCUUACCUUUUAACGACAUGGACAAAUUUUCAGCACUGUUUGCUGAUCUAGACACUCACUCUCAUUUGGGUGUCAUUUCUUACGGAGUAGCCAUGACGACUUUGGAGGAUGUGUUCCUCAAGCUGGAAGUCGAAGCUGAAAUCGACCAAGCGGAUUUCAGUGUAUUUAACCCAGAGCAAGCUGAAGAGGAAAUGGACGAGAAAUCUGUUGAUGAGUUAGAGCAGAGCCUACUACUGCUAUCCGAGACGAAAUCUUGUGCAUUGAGCAAUAAGUCUCUUUGGAAAAAGCAGGUCUUUACCAUGGCGAAAGUACACUUCCUUAACUUAAAACGAGAGGUUAAAUCAGUGGCAGCGGUAUUCUUGCUAUUCGCAGUGUUUCUUUUUAUUCAGAUUCUUAUGUUCCUUAUACACUAUUCCUUCAAAAAUGCAGUGAUCCCUAUCAAACUCUCCCCAGAUUUAUAUUUUCUUAGGCCCAAUGAAUCUCAUCACAAAUACAAAACCAGCCUCCUCAUUCAAAACUCUACAGGGUCAAACAUUGACGACAUCCUCAGAGCUCUUAGGAGCCAGAAUAUUCUAACAGAGAUACUCAAUGGCAGUGACUACGGAUCAGCUGACUCCCAUGGAACAGCAUUGAAUGGCAGUGAUUAUGUGUCAUUUGCUCCACAUAAUGCAGGAUUAAACGUGUUGCAUGAUGACAAGAACUACAUGUUUACAGUGGCUUUUAACCGUACAAUGGUACAUUCUUUACCAGUUAUGAUGAAUAUAAUUAGUAACUUGUACCUGCACAAUUUAAACGUAACUGAAACGAUCCAUGUCUGGAGUAACCCUUUCUUUCAAGAAAUUACUGACACAGUUUUCACACUAGUUCUGUACUUUGAGGCUGUGUUACUAGGAGUCAUUGUAACCGGGAUGCCGCCGUAUUUUGCCAUGGAGAACUCAGAAAAUCACAAGAUCAAAGUCUACACUCAACUUAAAAUCUCAGGUCUUUAUCCAUCUGCAUACUGGUGUGGACAGGCGCUAGUUGACAUUCCUUUAUUUUAUAUUAUUCUCCUCCUUAUGAUGGGCAGCUUAUUUGUAUUUCACCAUGGAGUUUAUUUUUUCCCUGAAAAGUUUAUUGCUGUGAUUUUUUGCCUUAUUGGCUACGUACCAUCAGUAGUUCUGUUCAAUUAUGUUGUCUCUUUCACCUUUAAAACGAUUCAGAACACCAAAGAAUUUUGGUCAUUCAUUUUUUCAGUGGCAGCCUUGGUUUGUUCUGUUGUCAUCGAAAUAGCGUUUUUUAUGAUGUACUACACAACAGCGGCCGUCCUUCACACCUGUUUUUCUGUCUUCAUUCCAAUCUAUCCCCUUAUUGGGUGCCUCAUUUCUUUUAUAAAGAUAGCCCGGAAACUUGAUAACAAGAUGGAAAGGAAUUCAGAAAGAUUGCUGGUUUCAGUAGUAGCGCCUUAUUUGCAAUGUGUAAUUUGGCUCUUCCUUCUACGAUAUCUUGAGGUGAAGUGUGGAGGCAGAUCGUUGAGAGAGGACCCAUUUUUCAGAACUCCCGUGAAAAUGAAGCCCUGGAAGUUCCCAGAUGUGCCACAUAAUGAAGAUGAGGAUGAAGAUGUUAUGGCUGAGAGGUUGAGGGUUAAGGAGAUGACAACCUGCCAGAGCUGUGAAGAGAAACCAGCAGUUUUGGUCAGUAAUUUGCAUAAAGAAUACGACGAAAAGAAAGAUUUUCUUCUUGGAAGGAAAAUAAAGAAAGUGGCAACAAACCAUGUCUCUCUUUGCGUAAAAAAAGGAGAGAUUCUGGGACUGUUGGGCCCCAAUGGAGCUGGGAAGAGCACACUCAUUAAUAUAUUGGUGGGAGAAGUCGAACCAACUUCAGGCCAGGUGCUGAUGGGAGAUUAUUCCUUAGGUGAGAAUAAUGAGGAUAGCGGCAUGAGAUUUGUGGGAUACUGUCCUCAGACAAACCCGCUCUGGCCUGAUAUUACAUUACAGGAGCAUUUUGAAAUUUACGGUGCUAUCAAAGGAAUGAAUGAAAGUGACAUGAAUGAAGUCAUAAAAAGCGUUUCCAGCGCACUUGACUUCAAGGAACAUCUUCAGAAAAGGACAAAGAAACUUGGAGCAGGAAUCAAACGGAAGCUAUGUUUUGCCUUGAGUAUGCUUGGUAACCCUCGUAUUACUCUACUAGAUGAGCCAUCUACUGGUAUGGACCCCAAUGCAAAGCAACAUAUGUGGAAGGCAAUUCGUGCAGCUUUUAAAAAUAAAGAGAGAGCAGCCAUUCUGACAACUCACUAUAUGGAAGAAGCAGAGGCUGUGUGUGAUCGAGUCGCAUUCUUGGUGUCUGGAAAAUUAAGAUGCAUUGGUACAGUUCAACAUCUCAAGAGUAAAUUUGGCAGAGGAUAUUUCUUAGAAAUGAAACUGAGACAUGUGCCGCUUACAGAGAAGAAGGAGCAUCUUCAGAGGGAGAUUCUGCGCAUCUUUCCAAAUGGAAGUCACCAGGAAAGGAAAGAAUCCGCCGCUUGCAGGCUAGAGGCAUGGAGCUUCGCUUCGUGGAGUUUUGAAUCUAUUUUGGCUUACAAAAUCCCAAAGGAAGAUGUCCACUCACUUGCAUUAUCGUUUUCUAAACUGGAGGAAGCAAAACAUGCAUUUGAUGUUGAAGAGUACAGCUUCUCUCAAGCAACACUUGAACAGGUAUUUGUGGAACUCGCAAAAGAGCAAGAGGAGGAAGACAGUAGUUUGGGAACACUAAACAGCACACUUUGGUGGCAACGAGCCCAGGAGAGAGUGGUUUUCUGAUCUGGUCCACGUUGUACAAUUUUAGCUGUUUCAUUCUUCAACUUUUUUUUAAAGGACUGUUUUCGUCAUCUUUGUUUCCUUCCUUUGGAAUGUGUAUGAGCCCAGUGAAUCGGAAACAUAUUCCCAAACAAUUCUAAGUAUAAAUAACACUGGUUUCACCUAAAAAUGCAAAAUGGAGCCUAUUCACCUUCUUUGCCUUACAUACAUCAACAUUAUAAAUGUCUUUUAUCUAUGACUUGCUCUUUUUAUGUGAAACGUUUUGUAGCCAUGGCAGAAAGAGGGCAAAUUAGAAUUUACUUAUUUGGGUGCAGUCUAUGCUUUCUACUCUAAAAUUUCAUAUACCAAAUUUCAUGAGUCAGUACAAGUAUGUGGUAUCCUAUUUAGUAGAAGAAAACUACAGAUUUUUUAAAAAUGUAUCAUUACAAGGCAUUUAAAUGUGCUGCAGUUCAUGAAGCUUGAUUUCAAGAACCACCUCUGAAGAAGUUGUAGGGAGAACAUUUUGUGACAUCAUUGAGCAAUCUACAGUAUAGCAAUUGCUUUAUAUGGAUAUUUUUCAGAGGAAAUUUUUGCUAAAGGCCAUACUGACAUUGUUCUGGUUCACCCUGGUAACUCCUAUCAGUUUGCAGGCAUUUUUAUGUAAGCUAAAUCACAAGAGUUCCCUAGACUAGCAGGUAUUAUUCAGGUGGCUCAAAGCUCAGGUACACCUCAAUUUGUAAUAAACCACAAAAUAGAAUACUUAGCAUUUAUUUAAUCUUCUUCAAACUUCUGGAGAAAUUCAUAUUGGAAUUUUCUUUGUAUGUCAAGUGCUCAAGUUGAUCUUACUGUGCAACCCAAAGUAAGGAAAUCUGCCCCGGGACAGGAACAUUGGCAGUUCUGGCAUCACAAACUCCCAUUUCAUACAACCCCCAUUGUAUGAUGGCUGAGAAAAAGGAGCAAGAGCAACAGAAGGCACAGCAGCAAAUUCAGACACAGCUCCCAGCAGGUAAGGCUGUUCCACCCAGUACACACAACAGACAACCAGACAACAGCAUGCAUGCAUGACACUCACACUAACUGUGGUAGCGUAAAUACACUUAGCACCAGCUGGGUGGAAAUCAACACCUUGUCAAUUCCACUUCAGGUCCCUAAACACAGCACUCACACCACUGAAACACACGACAACAGACAGAUCGUUUUUUUUAAAAGCCCUUUAUUGUUACGAUGGAACCAGCUCAGUCAAACAAAAUAUCUCCAUGCAUGCACCUUGUUGGGGGUCCCCCUAGAAUGACAUGUUGUGCAUGUUGGCUUGGUGUGCUUACACCUGCAACCUGAGUAGAGUAGCAGAAGUUUAUUUUAUUUACAUUUGUAUCAUAAAAAUAUAUAUCAAAGCGGUUUACAGCAAUAAAAACAUAAAAUGGGGCCUAUGGUCGUCCAUGGGUGGGCUGGCUCUUUUGUUGCAGGGUGCUCGGUUGUUUGCUACAAAGACAUGCUCCCUUUUUCUGGACUAGCUUUGCUGGGCUUAGCUUUAAGCUUAGCUUUGCUUUGUCAAGUGCUCUCCCAACCCGGUUGCCAUUUUUUAGUGGCGUUUCCUGCUGGGUCCUGUUAUCUGUAGAGCUGCUGCUGAAGAGCCUGGUUGGGAUGGAAGCCCAAGAGUAGUGUUAGUGUUGCCCCAUGAGCUGUAGAGGCAAACUUUGAACAAAGUGCCUUCUGUUUAUGUUCUGUGCAAAAUGCCCUUUCACCGUCGCGAGGAGAAAGUCAGAUCGAGCCUUCUCCGGGGAGCCCGCUCGCCUCAUGCUUCCGCUGCUGCCAUCGCCUGGCUUCCACAGGGACAUGGCGAUUGGUGAUUGGCGCUGCCGCACCGAAACGGACGCCGAACAGCAGCUAGAUCCCCCCCUCACUCUCACCUUAAGCCACCUGUGCGCGAACGGGAGAGGCCAACCAGACACUGCCUGCGCGCAAACGGGCUGUCUGCUUGGGCGCAAGGGUCUGGCUGCUGGGGAAGGAGGGAGGGAGCCUCUCCCUGGCCCUCCUCCUGCUUCCUCCUCCCCCGAGCCUUAAAACGUCCGGAGCGGCCGUGGCACUUGGGGGCAAUGUGGCUGCUGUGGCUGCUCCUGGGCUCGGCGGGCGAGUCGGGGUUUGUGAGCGCUGGAUUGCGCCUUAAGCUGCUUUGCUAUGGCGCCAUUUCAUUGAAAGGAGAGCUCUUUUUGGCCCAUAGGAACGCAUUAAUUAAAUUACAAUGUAUUCCUAUGGGAAACCGCACUUCGCAAGACGAAAUAUUCGCAAUACGAAAUGACUCGUGGAACGAAUUAAUUUCCUCUUGCGAGGUACCACUGUAAUGACUGUAAACACUAUGCUCUAGCCCUCAUCUCCAAGCCCCUUUCCUUUUGUGUUGCAUGGGCUAAAUACCAGCCACAUGAUCUUAUAGCACUGCAGGUCAGUUGGGCAUAAUCAGCAUUUCACUAGCUUAGAAGAGAGAUUUAUUGGGUCAAGUCCCAGAAAUAUAUUGCACUUUAAGGCUGUAGGAUUGCAUUAUAAACCACUCUGAACAACCACAUAUUAGUCAACAAAAUCCAAAUACAUGUACAUAAAGUGUAGUAUAAGGCUGCCAAGUAUAUAAAUUGUUUUGAAUGGUAAGUCUAAAUUGUGUCACUGUUGCAAGUUGCACAGAAGCCUAUACUGCAUGCACAAGUACAUUUAAAUAGUUUAAAUAAAUAGGUUUAUUUCACGUUUACAAAUGCAGAUUGUGAAAACCAAAUAGCUAAAUCUAUUUGUACAUUCCUUAAUAGCCUAUAGCAUGUUGAAUUGUUGCAUCAUUGUGGUUAUUUCAGUUGAGAGUUUCAACACAUUAAGAUCUACCACUUUUGGCAGGCAAACUUUUCUUUGUUCAGGUCUUUCCUUGACAGUGAAAUUGUAGCCAUGCACACCACAACCUUGUAUUUAUUGUGAUGAUGAUGUUGUUGUUGUUGUUGUUGAUGAUGAUAACUAUGGAAAAACAUAACGAAGCUGUUCCAGUAUCACUGGGAAGUAAUAAAGAUCUAUGUUUCGUAUA